This is a messenger RNA of Lactuca sativa (garden lettuce), 1882 nucleotides long. Its product is annotated as Pentatricopeptide repeat (PPR) superfamily protein. Gene Ontology annotation, molecular function: protein binding. NCBI's taxonomy places the organism in Eukaryota, Viridiplantae, Streptophyta, Magnoliopsida, Asterales, Asteraceae. Gene Ontology annotation, cellular component: mitochondrion. The record is from RefSeq and is a predicted model, not a curated record.
UUGAAACGGGGGCCCAAAAUUUACCCCUGAUUCACCGUUUCUUGGUCUUGGUCAUGGAAUCCAGAAGGCUGCAGCCGCACCACUCUGCCUGGGUCUGUUGACGGUGUAAGCCAUGCUCCGUCUUGGUCGACGAUCACUCGCCGCUGUCCGAUAUUUCUCGGCCACAGCGGUUGCGGAGGCUUCGAAAGUUCCAGUUCCAUCCCCUGCUCCUGGUGCCAUCACCAUCGCCCCUAGGAAAAACACCGGUGCCGGAAAGGACACCUUAGGUCGAAGGCUUCUUAGCCUGGUUUACACGAAACGCUGCGCCGUUAUCACCAUAAAGAAAUGGAAGGAGGAAGGGCACGUAGUUCGUAAGUACGAGCUUAAUCGCAUAGUACGAGAGCUCCGGAAGCUAAAGCGUUACAAACACGCCCUCGAGGUUUGUGAAUGGAUGACUUUACAACAAGAUAUCAAGUUAGUAGAAGGAGAUUACGCUGUUCACUUGGACUUAAUUGCAAAAAUUCGUGGUGUAAACAGCGCAGAGAAGUUUUUUGAAGAUCUUCCAGAUCAAAUGAAAGGGCAGCCAACCUGUACAUCUCUUCUCCAUACUUACGUCCAGCAUAAAGAUUCUUCCAAAGCCGAAGCUUUAAUGGCAAAAAUGUCAGAAUGUGGUUUCUUGAAAUACCCUCUUCCUUUUAACCAUAUGAUGUCACUCUACAUCUCCAAUGGCCAAUUACAGAAGCUUCCUGGAAUUCUUCAGGAGCUGAAAAAGAAUACCUCACCAGAUAUAGUAACUUACAAUCUAUGGUUAACAGCAUGUAACUCCCAGAAUGACAUCAUUACUGCUGAAAAGAUUAUUCUUGAGCUCAAGAAGAGAAAGGUGGAUCCAGAUUGGGUAACAUUUAGUCUUUUAACCAGUUUGUAUCUUAAAAAUUCACGACAUGAAGACGCCUCUUUGAGUGUUAAGGAAAUGGAGAAAAGGGUUUCUAAAAAGGUCCGUGUUGCUUAUUCUUCAAUUAUCAGUCUUUAUACAAGUCUUGGGAAAAAAGAAGAUGUUGAUCGCAUAUGGAGGAAGAUGAAAUCAACCUUUCGCAAGCUAAAUGAUGCAGAAUAUAAUUGCAUGAUAUCUUCUAUGAUAAAACUUAAUGAGCUUAAAGAAGCAGAGAAUAUAUAUACAGAAUGGGAGUCUGUAUCUAUAACUGGCGAUUCUAGGGUUCCAAAUUUGAUCCUUGCAGCUUACAUCAACAAAAAUGAAAUGAAAAUGGCUGAAAACUUUUUUGAAAAAAGGAUGGUUGAAAAAGGAAUUGUACCUAGUUACACAUCAUGGGAGCUUCUUACAUAUGGUUAUGUACAUGAAAAGGAAAUGGAUAAAGUUUUGGAAUGUUUCAAGAAAGCUAUAGGGUCAGUGAAAAAGUGGGACCCGGAUGAAAAGAUUGUUAGAAAAGUGUAUGGAAUGCUUGAAGAAUAUGGUAAUGUUGAGGGUGCUGAACAAGUGUUGGUGACUCUUCGUGAUGCUGGCUAUGUGAGCACAGAGAUAUAUAAUUUGGUUCUUAAGACGUAUGUGAAAGCUGGAAAAAUGCCAUUAAUUGUAGGCGAGAGGAUGAAGAAAGAUAAAGUGGAAUUGAAUGAUGAAACAUAUCAACUUAUAAAGGUGACAAGUAAAAUGUGUGUAAGUGAAGUUUCAACGCAUCUUUAGUAGAAAAAAAGGUCUUGCAAAUUGGCCUUUUUUUUUCCAGUCAAGUUACUAAUUUGUAUUGCUUAGAUUAUUUUCAUGUAGUUGCUUUAAUCCUUUGAAAGAAAGGAUAUGUUUGUGCUCCAAAUGUGUAUGCAUUGAGUUACUGAGGGACUACUUUUUGGAAUUUAUAUGGUGUUUAUUAUGUGAGAGUUUUCUGUAUUGACAGCA